This is a messenger RNA of Psilocybe cubensis, 462 nucleotides long. RefSeq lists its product as uncharacterized. NCBI's taxonomy places the organism in Eukaryota, Fungi, Basidiomycota, Agaricomycetes, Agaricales, Agrocybaceae. The transcript has 3 exons. The record is from RefSeq and is a predicted model, not a curated record. The coding region runs from base 1 to 462 and encodes 153 amino acids.
AUGAUCAUUGUCGGUUCAUCGCAAGCCCCUAAAGGGCCGGCACCUUUGGACUACGAGUUAGCAUCGAGGCUAACAGCGAUGAGCAACCAGCAAAAUUUAGAGGGAAGACACGUCGAACAUUACGCAGCCGCACCUCCAUAUUAUCCAGGGCCUCCUGUUGGAGGGGAGCAUCCGAUGGUCAUCGUAAACGAGGCAUCAAUAGGUGCUCAAUAUCAAGCCGAACUUUUUGCGCGUUGUGCCAGAGGAGAUCAUCAGACCACAAGACGGUUCAGACCGCUAGGCAUUAUCACAGCUAUAGUGCGAAAUUCCCUCCAAGUUACAAACUUCUAUUUCUUUUCUGAAAGAGCCAUUCUUCUGGCUAGAUUCUGUUCCCCGUGGGAUUGCUUUGUUUAUACGCAGACUCCGAGAAGAAAUGCGCCCGUUGUGGUGAAAUCCUCUUAUCAUGAUGCCGAACGGGUCUAA